AUGGCGGUGACGGGCGGGCGCAGGGCAGGCGACGGCGGUUUGGGCUGCUGUGCUGGCGGCUCGUCGCCCUCCCCCGCCGUCCGCCUUACCCUCGGCAUCCGCCUCCCCCUCGCCCUCUUGACGGCAGGGCUCAACGAGGGCCGGGGCACGCGCGGCGCGUACCCCGCGACCGCGGCGGCCGCCUUACUCUGGCGCUCUGCGUCCCUCCCCUCUCCGGAGGGGCGGGGCGUCUCGCCCGAGCUGCGUGGAGACCGCGAGCGCGACGACGACGACGCCGAGUGCGCCGACAGCCGGCGCUUAUCCAGCCCGGAGCCGGCGCCGAGGCGGCCCUCGUUCGCCGGCGCCGGCGCGCUGCUCCCUGCAGCCGCGCUCUGCAGGCUGAAGCUGGGCAGCAUCGCCGUCAAGCCGCUCACGCCCUCCUCCGGCACCGUGCCCGCCGCCGCGGCGCCGACGGUGCGCACGAGCUUGCCCCAGAACCGUCGGCCCUCCUGGAUCGUCUCCUCGACCGCCGAGGCCGAGAAGAGCGCGGAUAGCGACGGCUCGUCGGCAGCGCGGGGCUCGGCCUCGGCCCGCUCGCCCGUCGUGUCGGGCAAGGCGGCGGCCACGGCCGCAGGGCUGCGCCUCUUCGUCACGUUGCGGAUCCUCAGCCACGAGGCCGCGGUUCGCGACCGACGUCCACUUGGCGCGCAGGGCGUCGAGCGCGCGCUCUUGUGCGGCCAGUUCCUGGCGCAGCUCGUUGACGCGCCGCUCGCGCAUCGCGAUCAUGCGCAGGAGGUCGGCGUGGCUGGGCCGGAGGUCAGCGUCAGCCCCGCGUCCGGCUUGCUGCCGCCGUCCUCGCGCUCCGCGAGCGCCGCGAGACUCGGCACGCUCCCGCGCUUCUCGCGCACGCCGCUGCUGCCGGGCGUGUACGAUAUGCUCGAGCGCGCGGCGUGUGCGGGCCGUGGGCGGCGGGACGGGGUCGGCGAUAGGGGUUCGUCGGCGGUUGUGCCGGGGCCAGGCGUCGCUGUCGGCGUGUCGUCGUCGUCUGCUGCGGCGCCCGUGGCCCCGCUGGCACCUAGUGGGCUCGGACUCGGCGGCACGCGCAGCUCGUCGCUUGCGCUCGUGCUCCCCGUGCCGGAACGCGGCCUCGCCACCAGCGAUAAGCGUUUCAGUCUGCUCGGCGUGGGCGACUGCGGCGCCGUGCUCGCGUGA
Messenger RNA from Vanrija pseudolonga, 1191 nucleotides. RefSeq lists its product as uncharacterized. Bases 1 to 1191 code for a protein of 396 amino acids. The record is from RefSeq and is a predicted model, not a curated record. NCBI's taxonomy places the organism in Eukaryota, Fungi, Basidiomycota, Tremellomycetes, Trichosporonales, Trichosporonaceae. The transcript is spliced from 5 exons.